GACAGGAAUAACACAAACUUAACCACAAUUAACACAAUACGUCUUGCAUCAUCUUCUUUUGAUAAUGGACCUGUUAUACAAAUAAACUACAAUCCAAGAUAUUACACUAAGGCCAUAUUGAUUAAAUGCACACUUAGGUGGCAUUUUUGGGAAACACCUCCAUGCCUCUUACAUGCACGUGAUCUUACAUAUUCCUCAUCUCUGGCGGGUGUAGAUUGCAGACAUUCAGAGUUUGUCACCUAAUAAUGGCUCCUCAGUACGCCCCCAGUCUCCGCUCAAGACUUCCUCUCGUGGCCUUCCUGCUGGAAACCAUCUUUCUCCUACUGUUUGUCAUUUUUGUGAAAAUAGAGCAGCAUGAGCAGUUUGGCAGAGAGUCUGACAGUAAGCUUUUCAUCAGCUCAUAUGCAGAAUUCCAAGAUGUUCAUGUGAUGAUAUUCACGGGGUUUGGUUUCCUGGCCACGUUCCUUGUACGAUAUGGUUUCAGUGGAUCAGGGUUUAACAUGCUGUUGGCAGCCAUGGCCAUCCAGUGGGCCGUCUUGAUAAAUGGCUUCCUGCUGCCACAACAACACCACAGAAGAGAGAUCCACAUCAAUAUGAAGAGUGUUGUUGAGGCAGAGCUCUGUGCAGCAUCCGCUCUGGUUGCCAUGGGAGCGGUCCAUGGGAAGGCAAAUCCUGUCCAGCUUUUACUGAUGGCUCUGGUUGAGGUCACGGGAUUUGUGGUCACUCAGUGGAUCCUGCGAGCUCUGUUCAAUGCAGAUCCAGUGUACAGCAUCAUGCUGCUGCAUGUCUUCGGAGCUCUGUUUGGUGUGAUGGUGUCAUGGGUGCUGCACAGAGAGGGGAUCAAACCAGAACAUGAGAAAGAGAAAACUGACCGCAAGACUGGCUUAUUCGCAAUGUUUGGAACGCUAUUCCUGUGGAUGUUCUGGCCCAGUUUUAACUCGGCACUGGUGCGAGAUUACAGGUGGGACGGAGGACUAAAGCUUACUGUCAUUUAUGGGACGUAUCUGUCGCUGGCUGUCAGUGUUGUCAUGGCGAUGUCUGUCUCUAUGCUCACUAGCUCCAAAGGAAAGAUGAACAUGGUUCAUGUCCAGAGCUCUGCCCUGUCUGGUGGUGUUGCCAUUGGAGUUGCAAUGACAGCAGUCCACGCGCCGUGGAUUGCCAUGACGAUUGGAUUCUGUGCUGCUCUCUUAUCAGCCUUGGGAUACCGGUACAUGAAGAAUCACAUGCUGUUUGCUUUUGAGUGUCACGACACCUGCGGCGUCCUCAGCGUGCAUGCCAUACCGGGAAUUCUGGGAUGGUUUGCUCAUUUGUUUCUACGGCUGGCCAGUAAUGAGAGCACAAUAGCGGUGCAGUUCGCUGUCUAUCACAUCUGUGUUCUCCUCAUAACGGCGUGCAUGAGUCUGGUGAUGGGCACAGCUACAGGACUUUUUCUUAAAUGGAGUAUCUGGAGACCCCAGCAGGACAGGAAGUGCUUUGAUGACCAGGCAUUUUGGGAGUUUCCAAAUUUGGUGGUACAGAAAUGAAGACACAUUAAUAAGAGGACUCCAGUUAUGCAUGAAUGUAUUUGUGUGUGUGUGCUUGAGAGGUUAGACAUUGCUUAAGUAAACAAUUUACAAGAUAAAAUGUCCUUGAAUGGAAAGCAUUGUGCUUUCUAAGAGACAAAUCAUACAAAACAACA
Molecule: messenger RNA, 1678 nt
Organism: Sinocyclocheilus grahami
Lineage: Eukaryota; Metazoa; Chordata; Actinopteri; Cypriniformes; Cyprinidae
Gene: rhd
Product: Rh blood group, D antigen
Exons: 10
Coding region: 246-1523 (425 amino acids)
Biological process (GO): ammonium homeostasis; ammonium transmembrane transport
Cellular component (GO): plasma membrane
Molecular function (GO): ammonium channel activity
Source: RefSeq, a predicted model, not a curated record